Saitoella complicata NRRL Y-17804 is the source of this 447-nucleotide messenger RNA. RefSeq lists its product as uncharacterized. The coding region runs from base 151 to 378 and encodes 75 amino acids. The record is from RefSeq and is a predicted model, not a curated record. The transcript has 2 exons. NCBI's taxonomy places the organism in Eukaryota, Fungi, Ascomycota, Saitoellomycetes, Saitoellales, Saitoellaceae.
CGCCGCUGUACCCCAUCCCAUGCCUCACACAGCUGCUGGUUGACCGUACAAUCUAAAUGAUCUGUAGCGGAAUCGUCAGAUAAGAAACGUCAUCAAGCUUUCCGUCAAUCAUCAAAGCCUCAGUUACCCAUUCCGCUACCAGCUCGACGUAUGUUCAAGCUGCAACGUGCAAGCAGUACGUCCACAACAAUGAGCGCCCAAGAAUCCAAUAAAGCUGUCCAAGGCCACAUCUCUAGCGCUCAAGACCCCACCGAUCCCGACCCCGAAACUAAACUCAAAUCCACUGUCGAGGAAACACUCGCUGCGGCGGAGGACGUAACGGGGGGGGGAGUAAAGCAAGCGCGGAGGAUCCUGAUAUGGGGAAGGAUGUUGGGAUGAGUGUUACUGAACCGGAGGUUGUUGGGUAUGGUGGGUAAACGUGGGGUGGCAAUAGCACGUUGGCCAGGU